AUGGAUGGCCUUUCGGGCGCAGCAAGCGUCAUCGCAGUAAUCGACAUAUCCGCCAAGAUUGCGUCGCUAUGCGUCCAGUACUCUAUGGCCGUAAACGACGCGAAGGGCGAUAUCGAGCGUGUGCGGAGAAAAGUUAGCGACAUCAACCAUGUGCUGAAGAAGAUUAAGCAGCUUCUCGACAGCCAGGACAAGACGCGGCUCUCUGCCACCCAAGGGCUGCUGGACUCGGUCGAACAAUGCCUGAACGAGCUGAAAACCCUAGACAUGAGGCUAGAACCGGGAAAGACCCGCAAGACUAUGAGCCGGUUUGGUUUACGUGCGCUCAAAUGGCCGUUUACGAGCAAGCAGGUGGACAAGAUUAUCUCGAGCUUGGAAGGAUACGAACAGACCUUUGGCUUAGCGCUACAGGUUGAUCAGACGGCUGUUGUGUUCAGCAUAGACCAGAAACUAGACCUAGCUAAACUACCCAUCGCCCAAGGAGCGUCCUACGACUCACACACGGAGGAACACAACGCGCGAUGCCUACCAAACACCCGCACCGCACUGCUGCAUGACAUCGCAAAAUGGGCACAAGAUAAGGAUAGCAAGUCUAUAUUCUGGCUUAGUGGCAUGGCUGGCACAGGAAAGUCCACAAUUGCGCGGACUAUUGCCGAAUCAUUUGCUAGGCGCGGCCAGCUAGGAGCAAGCUUCUUCUUCAAGAAAGGUGAGGGCGAGCGUGGCAACGCGUCACGGUUCUUUGCUACCAUCGCCACGGACCUAGUCGCCUGCGAGCCAGGGAUGCUGCCUGGUAUUAAGAAGACGCUCGACGAGGACCCGGCUAUCUCACACAAAGCUCUAAAAGACCAGUUCGAGAAGCUUAUUCUACAGCCACUUCUAGGGAUAAAGCAGACUCACUCGCGGGCCUUGGUGCGAGUUGUCGUGAUCGACGCGCUAGACGAAUGUGAACAAGAACCAGACGUUCGAGCGAUCCUUCAGCUGCUCGCUCAGACGAAGGACAUUCGCCCAGUGCCGCUACGGAUCGUGGUCACCAGUCGGCCAGAGCUCCACAUCCGCCUAGGCUUCAAGGAAAUGCCAAACGGCACAUACCAAGACCUAGUGCUCCACGAAGUACCAAGGAGCACGAUCGAGCAUGACAUCCGUCUGUUCCUAGAGCAUAAGCUUAGUAUAAUACGAAAAGAACGCAUGCUAGCCUCAGACUGGCCAGCUCAACAGCAUAUCAUAGCGCUAGUUGAGUUAGCUGUGCCGUUGUUCAUCUACGCUGCCACUGUGUGUCGGUAUAUUGGCAGUAAAGGAGGCGACCCCGAAGUGUACCUGAACAAGGUCUUGCAGUAUCCAAAAACAGCUUUUUCACAGCUCGACCGAACCUACCUUCCCGUCCUGGACCAGUUGCUUGUUGAGCAGGAAGAAAGAGAUAGAGAAGAGUGGCUGCGCAUCUUCCGUGAACUCGUAGGUAGCAUAGUCAUCUUAGCAAGUCCACUUCCUGUCGGCCCCCUUGCGCGCCUCCUUCAAGUUCCAAAGAAACAAGUCGAAUGCCGGUUAGAUGCCUUGCACUCCGUUCUUAGUAUUCCUGACAGGGAGGACGUUCCUAUCAGGCUACUGCACCUGUCCUUUCGCGAGUUCCUCCUCGACCCCCAAAAGCAAGGAAAGAACCCGUUCUGGGUGGAUGAGAAAAGGACACACCAGAAGCUUGCAUCUCGCUGCCUCGAGCUUAUGUCUGGAUCUGGCGGUCUUCAUCAGGACAUGUGCGGCCUUCUAGGCCCUGGAGUACUAAGGAGUGAGGUAGAUGAGCAGACAGUUGCUACUAGGCUGCCACCUGACCUACAGUAUGCGUGUCGCUACUGGGUUAACCAUCUCAAGCAGAGCCAAGUGCCAGAAAAGGUGGAGAUGCUAUCUAAGAAAGACGUAGACUGGGAUGCGUGUCGUAGCACGCUCGAGGGCCAUUCCUCUAGUGUCACCGCGGUAGCCUUCUCGCCAGACGGGCAGCUAGUCGCGUCAGCAUCUGAUGACAACACAACAGUACGGCUAUGGGAGGCGGCGACAGGGACGUGUCGCAGCACGCUCGAGGGCCAUUCCUCUAGUGUCACCGCGGUAGCCUUCUCGCCAGACGGGCAGCUAGUCGCGUCAGCAUCUGAUGACAACACAGUACGGCUAUGGGAGGCGGCGACAGGGACGUGUCGCAGCACGCUCGAGGGCCAUUCCGACUAUGUCACCGCGGUAGCCUUCUCGCUAGACGGGCAGCUAGUCGCGUCAGCAUCUGAUGACAACACAGUACGGCUAUGGGAGGCGGCGACAGGGACGUGUCGCAGCACGCUCGAGGGCCAUUCCUCUAGUGUCACCGCGGUAGCCUUCUCGCCAGACGGUCAGCUGGUCGCGUCAGCAUCUGGGGACAAGACAGUACGGCUGUGGGAGACGGCGACAGGGACGUGUCGCAGCACGCUCGAGGGCCAUUCCGACUAUGUCUGGGCGGUAGCCUUCUCGCCAGACGGGCAGCUAGUCGCGUCAGCAUCUUCAGACAAGACAGUACGGCUGUGGGAGACGGCGACAGGGACGUGUCGCAGCACGCUCGAGGGCCAUUCCGACUAUGUCUGGGCGGUAGCCUUCUCGCCAGACGGGCAGCUAGUCGCGUCAGCAUCUUCAGACAAGACAGUACGGCUGUGGGAGGCGGCGACAGGGACGUGUCGCAGCACGCUUAAAAGCUUUUCUGAGUACAUCACUUAUAUCAAUUUCUCACCAAAUGGCCAGGUACUACACACAAACAAAGGCGAUAUUCCUUUGCCUCAAGCCUCUGUUGGUACAUCGCUCUUGAGGCCGACGCAGCAGUCAUCGUACAUUCUAGUGCCGAAACAGUGGAUAUUACGCAACCAACAACGUUACUUAUGGCUUCCUCCAGAGUAUCGAUCAAACUCAACCACAGUACGCGAGGAUAGAGCUUGUCUGGGGCUUGCAUCUGGUCAUGUGGUUCUGCUUAGGAUUCUCUAG
Molecule: messenger RNA, 2979 nt
Organism: Exserohilum turcica Et28A
Lineage: Eukaryota; Fungi; Ascomycota; Dothideomycetes; Pleosporales; Pleosporaceae
Exons: 4
Coding region: 1-2979 (992 amino acids)
Biological process (GO): nuclear migration; establishment of mitotic spindle orientation; vesicle transport along microtubule
Cellular component (GO): kinetochore; nuclear envelope; cytoplasmic microtubule
Molecular function (GO): dynein complex binding; microtubule plus-end binding
Source: RefSeq, a predicted model, not a curated record